AUGUGGAAAAUGCCAAAAGGCUUUCCAUUCACUGGUAGAUUGUGUUGCUUUCCCACGGAUCCACUUGGGGAUGUUGAGACUUGGAGUGAGUCUGUGGACAAAGUCCUCAGCUGUAAAGCCGGGCAGAUAGCUUUCCGGGAGUUCCUGAAGUCAGAGUACAGCGAGGAGAAUAUACUGUUUUGGCUCGCCUGCGAGGAGUACAAAAAGAUUAAGACAGUCCCAGAGAUGAUCUCCUCCGCCAACCGGAUCUACUCUGAGUUUGUCCAAACAGAAUCACCAAGACAGAUCAACAUAGACUGCGGUACAAGAGAAAACAUUACAAAUAACAUCUCCAAGCCGACCCUGGCUUCGUUUGAUACAGCUCAGAAGCACAUUUACAGUCUGUUGGCCAGGGAUUGCUACCCGCGGUUCCUAAAAUCUGACAUCUAUCAGGGACUCCUGAGGAGAAACGAUUCAAGGUGA
Messenger RNA from Neolamprologus brichardi, 462 nucleotides. RefSeq names its product regulator of G protein signaling 1 (gene rgs1). The record is from RefSeq and is a predicted model, not a curated record. Lineage: Eukaryota; Metazoa; Chordata; Actinopteri; Cichliformes; Cichlidae.